Molecule: messenger RNA, 1722 nt
Organism: Aureobasidium vineae
Lineage: Eukaryota; Fungi; Ascomycota; Dothideomycetes; Dothideales; Saccotheciaceae
Source: the annotation of a GenBank genome assembly
AUGGGCAAACAUCCAGCAGUCGAACUACAGAUUCUUGAUCUUGGACCUGGAGAUGGCAAAACACCAAUUCCUUCCGGGCCCUCGACACAGAGGAAUUCUGUAUCUGGAAUUGCGACACCAGCGACCAUAGACACGGAAGCAAAUUCCGAGGACGAGGAAACACUACCACUGGAUGCACCUUCUACCUCGUCAACAACUCUCUCGACGACAAGAGCAAUUAUCGUAAUCACCCAACUCGUCAGUGUUCAACUCUUCUCCUCCUUCUGCAAUGGCGUUAUUGUGGUUGGCUUGCCGGCCAUCGCUGCGUCUCUGAAUAUGGAAGGCGCAUUGCUGCUGUGGCCCACUUCGGUGUUCUACCUUACCGCUGGCGCGUGUCUGAUGCUCGCGGGCUCCAUUGCCGAUGUCCUAGGCACCAGACCCAUGAUCUUGACUGCCAGCGCCUUGCUAGCCAUCAGUGCUGCAUGCUGCGGCGUGAGUAGGAAUGGUGCUGAAUUGAUUGCCUGCAGAGGGCUGCAAGGCAUCAGUAAUGCGAUUGCGGUACCUGCCUCUGUGUCCAUCAUCAGUACCAGAGUCCGCGAUGGCCAGCCUAGAAAUAUUGGCUUUUCGUGCUUGGGCUUUGCGGCGCCGUUGGGCUUUCUGCUGGGUCUGGUGUUGGGAGGUGUGUUUGUGGAUGGAGUGGGUUGGAGACCCGCGUUCUAUCUUGUUGCGGCGGCGAGUUGUGCUACAGGGCUUGUGGGUGCUUGGGUGUUGCCCAAGGACGAGAAGCCAAAGACUUGGAGGUGUGUCAAGAGGCAGCUGAGGGAUGAGAUCGAUUGGGUGGGAACGAUCAUCUCGAGUACGGGUUUGGUGACUUUGUCAUAUGCUUUGGCGACACUGUCUGCGGACGUCGCCAACAUCAAGACUGCGACCACCAUCUCGCUGCUAAUCAUUGGGGUCGCCACUGUUCCGGCUUUCGUUUGCUGGAUGAAUUUUCAGAUCAAACACGAUCGUCCAGCGCUCAUCCCGAACUCGUUCUGGCGUGACUUUAGCUUCACGAGCAUCUGCAUCAUGAUUCUCUUCAACACCGCAGUCACCAAUGGCAUGGAAGUCUUCGCCAGUCUAUUGAAACAGNNCUUUCAGCAAGUCCAGGGCUUAUCGGCGCUUGGGGCUUCAAUUCGGAUCCUGCCUUCGCUUGUCACGGCUGUCUUGACCAAUGUCUCCACUGGCUACUUUGUCAAUCGCAUGCCGGUCAUGUGGAUGGUGUUGAUGUCAUGCGGUUUAUCCGCAUUGUCACCUCUGCUCCUGGCAAUCAUAAACCCACAUUGGUCGUACUGGUACAUGGCUUUCUUCGCACAGGUGAGCGCAAGCCAUAGACCUACAACUUUGAACGUAAAUGCUGACUUGAAUGACAAAAGNCUCCUCCAAGGCAUAAGCAUGAAUGUCCUGUUUACAGUCGGCCUCCUGAUCAUCUCGGCAAUCUUCCCGCCGCAUACGCAAGCUCUGGGCGGUGCCGUCUUCAACACUUGCGCGCAGCUGGGCACUUCAAUUGGUCUGACCAUCACAUCCGUCAUCUCCGACUCGCGGACAGCGGCUUCGAGUUACGAGGACAAGACCAGUCCUCAGGCAUUGAUGACGGGCUAUCGAGCAGUGUUUUGGGCAUUGUUUGCUUGGAUGAUCGUGGUGUUGUGUGCAGGCGUCGGCGGAUUGAGAAAGGUGGGAAAGAUUGGAGUGAAGAGGGAUUGA